This is a messenger RNA of Alligator mississippiensis (American alligator), 2211 nucleotides long. RefSeq names its product islet amyloid polypeptide (gene IAPP). The record is from RefSeq and is a predicted model, not a curated record. The coding region runs from base 323 to 724 and encodes 133 amino acids. Gene Ontology annotation, molecular function: hormone activity. The transcript is spliced from 4 exons. Lineage: Eukaryota; Metazoa; Chordata; Crocodylia; Alligatoridae. Gene Ontology annotation, cellular component: extracellular region.
UCAUAAGGGCAUCCUGCAUAUGCUAGGUUAAUAUUUACUGAUGUGUUAAUGUAAUAAUGACCCAUCUGCCUCUGCUCCUCUCUGGGGCACUUUCUAUCUAUAGGGAUGGAAAUUAAUGACAGUCUCUCUGUGCUGCCUGAUGUCAGAGCUGAGAAAGGUGUGAAGGGUAUAUAAGAGCUGUAUUACUUGCCAGGCAGGAGGGGGGGGGGAAAGGGAUACUCCAGAGCCAGAUGCAAGCGUGGAAUUGUUGCUGCUAAUACAGACGUGUACUGAACUUCAUCAGUUCAUUCUUUGACCACUAAAGAAACCUUAGGAAGGAAAGAUGUGCAACCUAAAACUGCCAGUUGUCUUCAUUAUACUCUCAGUUACUUUAAGUUACCUGGAAGCUACACCUAUAGAAAGACUAUUGUCUGUGGCUGAUGACCUAUCUGAUGGGACUUCCAACAGACAAGGAUGGAUAUUGCCGGUCAUGUCAAGGAACGCACUCUUGGGAUUUAGUGAGGGAAUGCCAAAACAGGCAGGAAAGCUAAAAAGUCACCGCUUAGAGAAACGGAAAUGCAACACUGCUACAUGUGUGACGCAACGCUUGGCUGACUUUUUAGUUCGUUCUAGCAACCACAUCGGAGCAAUUUAUUCACCUACCAACGUGGGAUCCAAUACAUAUGGCAAGAGGGAUAGAGUUGGGCUUUUAAACAGAGAACCCCUAAGCUAUCUACAGCUUUAGUGCACUUAAUAUGAACUACUGCUGUAAAUUUCAUUAGGAAUUCCUCCCCAGUUUUUAUGUAACCUUUUAGUCAUUUACUACCUGUACAUUCUUAACAGUGCCUUGUUUUCUUUGUGUGUGUGUGUGUUUGUAUGUACAUGACUCACGUUUAUCAUUUUACUAUGCAUGUAUGCUGACAUGCAUAAUCUAUGGUUUUGAUUUCACAAAGAAUUUGUGAAAUCUGCUUGUGAAGUUCCUUUGUAAAAAGAAAAUAAAUCAAAAAAAUAAACUGAACUGUAAUUGCUACAGGUUUAUUUAAUUAAAAAAAGAUUUAAAAGACAACUAUUAUGUGUAUAUAUCUAUAGUCCCAAGUGGGCAAGGGGGAAAAUGAAAUCUGUGUAAAGCAGCCACGUUAGUCCACUCAAGAAACUGAGAAAUAUCAGCUAUCAAAUGGAAGGCCAUUGUAAGUGAAACAGAAUUGUACUCUAGAUGAGUUUAUAAUCACUUUGGCUCAAUGCAGGAAUUGCUGACCUAAAUGUCAGCAAUGUAGCUAAUGUCAGCUAAUGUAGGCCUAUGGCCUACAUUAUGGAGGAAAUUAAACUACUUGAUUUUAAUAGCCGCUUCUUACCUUAAGAAUUAAUCUAAGGAUGGUCUCUCUUUCAGGUUUUGCUAAAUGUUGCAGCAUGUUAUUUUUAAGACUUCAGCAUUCUUAUUUUAAAAGUUUAACGCAUGUGACUAAACACCAAGAUAAAUUCUAUAAAUAAUAAAUCUCAACAGAAGCAAAUACAGCUAAUCAAAUGACAGUAACUUCUUCCUUUUCUCGAAAACAGGUCCUGCAAAGGUCCUUGCCUGCUCCCUUCUCUGAAGUGGAAGAAUAAGAUGAUUAAAAGUCUGAUACCUUUGAAACCUGUUUAUGAUGCAGUUAAUUUUUUUUCUUAAUAUACAUGAGCAUAAAACAAAUCUUUAAAAUCUAACAAUAUGUCAAAACUGUAUUCACAGGUGGCUCAACUGGCUAGCUUAAGAACCAGUUGCAAUCUAGUCACAACUUCAGGGUUCAGUUCAGUCUGGGCUGGAAAACCUGUAGGGUCAGUUCUCCCAUAUUGAGCUCCAUGCCAUCGUAACUUAACUACUGCAGAAGAUCACCUCAACCAGAAUGCAAGCCAGUUUGAACUUUCCAUCAUAUUCUCAGUUAAAACCUCAAUAACAUCAGAUGAAAGCUCAACUAAAAUCAUUACUAUCUUUUUAAUUCUUUCUGAUUAUGAAAACUGUUUAGCGGAACUUGUGUUGAACAUUCAUCUCUUUCACUGAAAAGAGCCAUUACUGAAAAAUGGAAUUAAACCUUUACAUUUGCAUUUGGCUGAUUUGAGUCCUUAAAUUUCCUUUAAAAAGUGUGCCUUAGAUCACAAACUCUUUUUCAGUUUUAACUUUUACUUUUAAAUUGUGUAUUGCCUUCUUUUUAUGAACUAUAUUGAAGUGCAUUAAAUAAAAACUAAAGCAGUGUGAAAAUG